GCUCAAUCCAGAGUACCUCAUCUCUAGACAACCAGUCUUUGCGUCCUAUCUCGGCUGAAUACAGACAUCGAGCUCAAACAUGCCUUCUACUGCAAUGGACAUAGACAGCUCCGGAAAGCUCGACGCCGCACGCGCCCUUCAGGCUAAAGUCGAGGCCGCCAAGCUGAACAUCGUUGAGGACCAGACCCGCUUUGAUACCCUCCAGAGUGCAUUAGCAAAGGAUCCCGGACUCGUGUCUGAAGGAGUGGCGGGUACGACGGACCCUGCCGUGGUCGCAGCCGAAGUCGCAUCGCAGAUCUCUUUUCUGAGGAACCUCAAGUUCCAGUACCUGGAGCAGAAGGCUAAGGACCAGUACGUGAAGACUAUCGUCAGCGACGAGGCACCGAACAUCAAUGCGGACGACAACGAGCUUCUCCGGAUCGAGAACGACAAGAAGAAGGAGGUUCUCGCAGCCGCGAAGGCGCGACUCGCAGAGAAGUACAGCGACGUCCGCACACUCGCGCCCCUCGUCGAGCAAGACUACAAUAAAGCACGGGUCCUCACCCAAGAGGCCUCCGCCCUCGCCAGCAAGAUACUCGACGCCCGCCUUACCCUGACUCGUCUCCGUCAAGCCCACCCGCACCCGCGCCUGACCAUCCCCGCCGCAAACGCCAAGCUUGAUGAGCAGAUCGAGGAGAUGCAAGCGUUGGGAGACGAGCUGGAGCAGGUGAACGCGCAGGUUGAGGAGGUUAAGGAGAAGGUCAAGGCCGGGGCGCGUGAGGUCGAGCGACUGCGCGUCGAGCGGGCGGACCUCGAGAAAACGGUCAGUGCGGGGCAGAAGGAGGUCCAGGACGGGAGGGUCGUGGGGCUGUAUGACUGGUGCGUCUGUCUUGUCUGCCGUUCGGUGCGUGAUGGUCAACGGUUCCGUUCCUCGUUCCGCAGGUAUACGGCUGCGCUCGCAUUACAUCGCUCGCUCUUGUCUCUCGAGUCUGCCCACUCGGAAUCGGAGAAUGAGCUCCACCUGACUUACAACAUCACACCCCGGGGCUCGACGGACAGUCGACAGGUAUUCAUCAAACUCUUGUUCGUGCCUAAUUCAAGGCAGCUAGCGGACGCACAGGUUGAGGGAUUGAUAUUGGACGUAGGGGAUGUCAUAGGUGCGCAUGUACAGGCGAACGAUGUGCCCCGACUAAUCGCGGCCGUUCUCUCCCGCGCACGAGCUGGCGGGUAACCUGACUCCACGUCUUUCGUUUUGAAACCUACCUGUAUCGAUACCCCCCUCACAUGCUUGUAAUAUAAU
Messenger RNA from Dichomitus squalens LYAD-421 SS1, 1279 nucleotides. RefSeq lists its product as uncharacterized. The coding region runs from base 80 to 1210 and encodes 376 amino acids. The transcript has 3 exons. The record is from RefSeq and is a predicted model, not a curated record. Gene Ontology annotation, cellular component: kinetochore. Gene Ontology annotation, biological process: protein localization to kinetochore; kinetochore assembly; attachment of mitotic spindle microtubules to kinetochore. NCBI's taxonomy places the organism in Eukaryota, Fungi, Basidiomycota, Agaricomycetes, Polyporales, Polyporaceae.